Messenger RNA from Sphaeroforma arctica JP610, 355 nucleotides. RefSeq lists its product as hypothetical. The annotation marks the transcript as partial. The transcript has 2 exons. The record is from RefSeq and is a predicted model, not a curated record. Lineage: Eukaryota; Ichthyosporea; Ichthyophonida.
AUACGCUACCAUAAACAAACGGGGCACGACUACUUCACAGACAUUGUAGGCGUGCACGCCGCACUGGGACUGACAGUUCGGUACAAAAGUGCGGUGGCUAUUGCGUAUAUCACCCCCAAGAAGGAGUACGAAAUCAUGGUCCUGAGUGAGACGGCUAGUGAUGAUCUAUCUGCGUUGGUGUUUGCGGUUAUCGAGACUUUUCGAGAGGAUAUGAACAUCUACGCGUGGAGUAUGGCUAUGUUCUUCCCUGAGCUGGGGCAUGAGAGCGCUGAACCUCGUACGGGUGAUCGCAGACAAUCACUCCCUGCCAUCGUGCGCAUCAUUGACCGAGGGUCGCCCACGGGUAAACGUUCGG